Molecule: messenger RNA, 552 nt
Organism: Schizosaccharomyces osmophilus
Lineage: Eukaryota; Fungi; Ascomycota; Schizosaccharomycetes; Schizosaccharomycetales; Schizosaccharomycetaceae
Exons: 2
Coding region: 1-552 (183 amino acids)
Source: RefSeq, a predicted model, not a curated record
AUGAUUGAAAAAAACAAAUACAAAAAGCUAAAAGAUGCUGAUUCAGCUGACGUUCCUCGCUUGGGCACUCUUGCAACGUUUGACGGUGAACUGCCACGGUACAAUGAAAUCUUGAAUUCUCAUCUAGACGACUUGGAAAAAGGUCAUGCACCCCCGUACUCAGAAAGCAGACACCAAGAAGCGUCUACCAACAUGACAGGAGGAAAUGGACUCUUUAUUUUUUUACGAAAAGUCUUGACGGCAUUAUUGUGGUUGAUUUUCUGGCCGGCAAAAAUUGUGAGAAUCCCCGAAGCACAUCGAAGACAAGAGAAUGAAGCUCUUCGGCUUGGUUGGUGCUUUAUUGGUUCAAUCGUAUUGGACUUUUGGUUUUCUUACAAAUACCUUGUCCCCUUUAUAAAGGAAUCGAUGAAAGAAUCUGUAUGGACAUGGUUUCAAGCUACUGUGGCAGCUGUUCUUGUCGUCAUGGCUUUCUAUAUGUUCUUAUUUGUUUUUUUCACUGUUGGUGGAUUCAAUCGUUAUAUUGAUUCCUCUAGUUUUUUCUGUGAUUACUAG